Necator americanus (New World hookworm) is the source of this 246-nucleotide messenger RNA. RefSeq lists its product as uncharacterized. The record is from RefSeq and is a predicted model, not a curated record. The transcript has 3 exons. Bases 1 to 246 code for a protein of 81 amino acids. NCBI's taxonomy places the organism in Eukaryota, Metazoa, Nematoda, Chromadorea, Rhabditida, Ancylostomatidae.
AUGACCUCCACUCGUACAAUUCUGCUUUGCAUAGUGUUUGUGAUUAUUUAUGCUUGUGCAGAAGAAAACAACAAAGUUGUCAAGCAAGUUCAAUUCAGCCGAAAUAUGCCAGCAUGGCGUUCAUCAGUGCGAGUUAGGCAGGUGCAGGGCGAUUUCCCGGGCUUGUCUUCCUUCUACGGCUCGCGACCUCGACUUUUUAACUUCAACAAGCGAUACUAUGAUAUGUAUGACAAACAAGAACGCUAA